Hibiscus syriacus is the source of this 710-nucleotide messenger RNA. Its product is annotated as MLP-like protein 28. The record is from RefSeq and is a predicted model, not a curated record. NCBI's taxonomy places the organism in Eukaryota, Viridiplantae, Streptophyta, Magnoliopsida, Malvales, Malvaceae. The transcript has 2 exons. Gene Ontology annotation, biological process: defense response. The coding region runs from base 44 to 514 and encodes 156 amino acids.
ACAAACAGACACCCGCUAAACCCUAAAACACUUGUCGUAAAAGAUGUCUUCUUUAAUAGGUACACUAGAGGCUGACGUGGAAAUCAGUGCUUCAGCCGACAAAUUCUUCGGGGUGAUGUGCACCGCCCCAUUCAAGCUGACGACCAUCGUGCCCGACAUCGUUAAAUCAUGCGAUUUGCUCGAUGGUCUGUGGGGAGCUUUGGGUGCCAUCACCCAAUGGACUUAUGUUUUCGGUGGGGUAACUCAAACUGUAGUCCUGGCCAUCACCUCGGUCAAUCCGUUCACCAAAUCCGUCACAUACGGAUUGAUCAAGGGGGACCUGUCGACUGAGUUCAGCACUUUCGCCGUCAAAAUCAACGCCGAUCAAAAGCUCGUGGGAACCACGGUGCAUCUGACUUUCACGUACGUGAAGCUGACCGACAAUGUUUCGACACCGCAGGCGCUGUUGGAUCUGGGAGUCGAGGUGAUCAAAGCGCUCGGUGCAUACCUCACCUAUGCUUACAAUGCUGUUUAAUACUGUGUUCGAGUAAAUAAGAAGCUGGUUUCGACAGCUUUCGCUAUGCGUUUAUGUAAUUUCGUGUGUGUUUGGGUGUGCUGUGCUUGAUUGAAGCAUGAAAAGCUUCUAUGUUUGACGUUGUUGCUUGAGCUAAUGUAUGGUGUGUUUGUAUUUGCGUAUGUAAUGCCCGACAUGAAAGGAAAGAUCUUCGAGA